Anopheles funestus (African malaria mosquito) is the source of this 4844-nucleotide messenger RNA. RefSeq lists its product as uncharacterized. The transcript has 4 exons. The record is from RefSeq and is a predicted model, not a curated record. Lineage: Eukaryota; Metazoa; Arthropoda; Insecta; Diptera; Culicidae. Bases 1939 to 3045 code for a protein of 368 amino acids.
CUGUCCGGUGCCGGAUUGUGCCGGGUGGCAAAAAGAGCGAUGCUCAAGAAAAACAUGUUUCAUUUUCUCUCCGAUGACCAAAUCGAUUUACGAAUCGUUUCGUGAAAAUUGAGGAAUCUUUCGUAAUUGAACAUCCGGACGAGAACGUUCUGUAGUUUCCUCUCUCUCUCUCUAUGUGUGUGUAUAAUAACAGAAUUUGUUUUGGGGUGGUUUUGCAUGUAUGGCUUAGCGAAUGUGAAUCAUCGGAUUGAUGGGGAUGUGGAAAUAAUGUAUGCAUCGUCGUCGAUAGGCCGACUUGGGCUUACCUGGCAACAUUUGCUGGACCAACAAAACCAGGAAACAGAAAAAAGAAAGAAAACCCACAGUUCCCUAGUAAUGGGUUUGCUGAUUGAAGAUUGAAGGGUUUCGAACCUCAAAAUAACCGUCCCAGCCUUACGAUCAGACAUCAAUUCACUAUCGUUUGAGGUGUUUGUUUCACGUUCGCCAUUUUCCAGCUUCCGAACGUUUAGAUCACGGCUCCAAAAGUCAAGGGAAAAAUGCUGCAAACGAACCGGAGCUUUGUGGAGUGGAAAUUAUUUUAUUAGCUCAGCGACGUUCAUCAAUCUAACGGUGAAGGAUUGAUACAAAUAGCGAGAUUGUCCUAGGUGGGAGGAGUCCGUACUAAAACUUCAAUUUAGUACGUGUGGAUGCCGGUAGCAUCGAGACAAGGAAUAAUAAACGAGCGGAAAUCAACGUACACUGACUGAAAGGCAGGAAAUUGCAACUGGCUCCGUCUAGACUGUAGCCGAUGGGAGAUAAAUUAAGUUAUCAAGAAAUGUCUAGCUAUGCUGUAAUUUUGAGAGCGUCCCUCAGAGCAGCCAUUUAUGUUUAGCUUCUUUUCUGAAACAUCUACAAUACUUCACAGCAGUAAUUUUAAUCCUCCAACCAUACUAAUAUAAUUGGUAUUAAGCGGGGAAAAAAAUCAUAAAACACGAUAAAAAGAAAAUAAUGCACAGGAAAAAAAUUGAUCAAACUUUCACGGCGCAUCACCACCGGUAUGAGGCGUCAUGGACUGUGACGACCAAAAGAGGAACAAACCUUGCUAACGUGUAACAAGUGACCACCGUUAAACUGGGUUAGGUGAUCGCGUACUUCUUAGACGUAAAAAAAAGCGGGCCACAGACCCGCUGUUCGUUCACAAGGUGCUAAUUAGAACAGCAUAUUCUUUGUCUCCUUUUGUUGGUCUGUAAAUUGUUAGCCUCGAUUACAGGACGAUAACUUAGCGGCGAGCGGCUAUCCGACGGUGUAGUUACAAUCAGACACUGCCCGGCAUAGAACGUUCGGUCGUGUGGAGUAGUCAGUGGCGAUUACAAUUUAGCAGAACUUGCAACCGGGUGAUCGGGUGUGUGCGUGUUAUAAAACUUAAAAAAAAAGCAUUUAAUGGGACGUUAUUGAAAUUUAUCAUAAUUUAGUGCUUUAGUUUAUUGGUGACAAAAACCAGAGAAGUUGUCCAAUCAAAUGCUCCCAACAAAUGACUAGUAAAUGAUGUAAAACUUUUUGCUCCAAUUCUGUAGUGUCACUUUGGGUUUCGCAUUCGUAACUAAAUAAGGUACUCGAUAACAGUGUGCUGAAACAAGCAAUCAAACAAGCGUGGCGAACUUCCAAAAGCAAGUGACACUUUAAAGUGUUUCUAAAUUAUUGACGGCGGAAGAAAGCAAUCGACGGCAAAUCCUGGUAAAUUUUGAGUGCAGAAACUGUAAGACACUCCGUGAAACCGCAAACUACCUUCCGUCAGGCUUUCUUCAGAAUUCUUGAGCACACACUUAAAGGCACUGGUCUCCGGGGGGGGAAAAGUUGUAUCUCUGCUCGCAACUACCCCAAACACCGUCCGUCGGAAAGCGUACAUUUCUGCAAAUCUGCAUCGGAUCGGUGUAGCAAAAGCGUAAGAGAUUAAGCGUAAUGAUGGCCAGAGGUAGUAGUGCCGGACCUGGUUCAAUGAUGCAGCUGCUGCUCGUUCGGUUUCUGUUGAUGGCGGUAGUUUUGGUGGCCAUGCUGGAUGCGGAAGUUGCAGCCGGAAGCGUUCGUCCGGCAACGAGACAAACGAGCGUCAGUGUAGCGGAAGUUGCAGAUAGCAGCAGUGCGGUGAGCUCAUCGGACGAGAUGCUGGAAGAUGAUGAAAGUUUCGAACAAGACGUCAGUAAACGCGAUGGUGGAAAAAAAGACAGCUGGCACGAAAGUGAAUCAACUACGGAUUCGAGCUGGACCGAUGGUGGCGAGGAUGCGAUGGAAACUGUAACGGGUACGACGUUAGGAUACAGUGCCGUGGCUACUACACCGAAGAUAGUGGCUGGUCCGGUAAAGCACCUAAGCCGCUAUGAGCAAGGUUUGGAAGACUACGACGAGGCGGCGGACCGUGCGGAACGCGAACAGCAACAGCAACAAACGGAGCAGAGUGUGGAGCAGCAGUACAACAAUAUGGUGAAACCGAUGCUGACAUUAUUUAAUGUGAUAAGCACAGUUUUAUCGUCCGGAAGAUCAAUGCGCACGAUGGCAUCGGGCGGGGAGCGUACGGCGGUCACCGAUGACGGCAAUCCCGUCGGCGACCGAGAUGGCAAUAAAACCGAGAUCAUCACUGUUGGCGAAAAAUCAACAAGCGGCACCAAUGGCACCGGUGGAGGUAAUGAAAAUGCUACCGUUGAGGGUCGCUACAUAAAAGGAGAUCCCCUGAACGGGUACUACGAUUUCAUCAUCAGCGAAGGUUCGUACAAAUUUUGGGCCGUGUUUCAGCUCGUGACGGCCGCGGUGGUCAUUUACUCUACGCUAACCGCUAUUUACUACUCGAAAGUGGCACCGCUUACGUCGGAUUACGAUUACAUCGAUUAUCUGAACGGUGGCCGUGCGUUCGCCGGUGCCCGAUCGCUCGAUGGUGCUGGCCGGCCAGGUCACACGACCGGUAGACGAACGUCCGGAUGGAACUGGGAUGCGUUGUCCACUAGCAGCUGGUUCGGUCCAGCUGCCCAAGCGUUCACGAUAGUGAUGGAUGCGAUCGAACGGCAGCCUAAAUGAUGCAUCUUGGAAGCGAGUUGCGAGUAGCAAGUGCGGUUAAAAAUAGUAGCUUCAAAUUUCUAUGAAAUAUCCGAACACGGUUUGUAAGUGACAGGUGAUGCCGUGCAAAUGCUUGGAUAUUUCAUUGCAAAUUCCGAAGCAUGCUGUACGUGUUUUCACAUUCGUUCAACUGUUUUCAUACUCAUAAUAAACGAACGGGUAUUGUGGUAUUUUGCCCCGAGAACUAACUGAAGGAAAAGCGGUAUGACGCAAAGCAGCAAAAUAAGAUAAAGCUUUUAGUAAGAGGAGAAACCAAUGCGAAAACUAUGAAUAAAAAGUGCAUUUUUUUAUUUUUAUAUCCAAAAUAUGAAUAGGGUUUACUUAGAAGCGAGUUGACAGGUUCAAUAUUUCAAAAUUUGACAAUUUCGUCUGAAAUUCCAAAACAGCUAACAAAAGUCCGUCUGGCUGAUCCGCAAAAAAAGAUGGCAAUUAAAGAGGAGCAAAAAAUAAUAAUCAUGAAAGCUUUCUCGUAUCGAUAGAUAAAGGAUAAAAAUUGGCACUGUCAGCAGAGUGGAUGUUCGCUGUACGGGAGUGUAGAUAGUAAAAUUUACAUUUUAGGUAAAGAACGCUCUUCUGUCCGGCUCGCGUACAUCAGUGCCAAUUACAGCAGUUUCCAAAGCUUCAAACGAACCAAACCCGAACAAACAAAAGUCAAAGAAGAAGGGACGGAACAAAAAAAUUAGAACAUUGUUUGUCAAGAACGUACACGUGGAAAUGAAAGAAAUAAAAAAAAAAUACACAUACAGUACAUACAGGAGAACGGAACGGAAAAGAACGAGAGUAAACGAACGAAUAGUAGUUUUUUUGGGGUGUUGUUGUUGGAUAGUACGAGAUCCUAGCGACGAAGGGCCGGACCGAUGUUGGACAAGAAAUUAAUUUGAUUUUUAAUUGGUUUUAUAAUCGAACCGAACACAAACAAUCGAAAACGCGAUGUGCAAAACCCGAUGUGCGGCGAUCGUUUCAUGUUGGUAUGCGUGCGCUGGGAAGUGUCGGUGAGUUGGGCGAGCGCAAGAACGAGCGCCGAACCAGCGAGCGAAUGAUCGUCGUGGUGAAAAAAAACGGUGGUGGUGGUGAAAGUAAUGAAGUAAUAACGAUUCUUCCGCGGUAAACGAAUGCCGGCGGUUCCAAGCUUGACGGUGCGAUUGGAAUUUGACGAAAGAGUUUUAAUUAUUCUCGUGCGUUCAAAGCGGGUUUUCCACGUGGGUAGUUUUCUACCGGCGGCUCGGUAGAAACGGUCGACAUAAAACGACUUCCACGACAAACGACUGCAAGCAAUCACGCGGUUUCGAAGUACUGAAGUGGUUUUUUUUUCUAUUUUCCCUUCUACCCUUGACGGGCAAGAGGGACUAUGUGGAUCAAAGAUCUGAUAAAUUUGCACCAAUGAUCAGGAAACUCGGCAGGUCGCGCGACGACUCUAAAAACCUCUUCAUCCUGAUAGGGUAAUGGGCGAAUGAAGCAGUGAAAUGGGAGUUCGUACAAGUGUUCGGUGAAGAAAAUAGAUUGCUGUAAACAAUUAUCCCGAUUUCUGCCCCACUGCACCGUGCAAUCGGGUUGGAAGUUGACGAGAAAAGGGGGGGUGCUAAUUGAAUUGGAGCUAGAUUGAAAUUGCGGUAAAUGAGUACGACACGUGUUUCCGCGAACAGGCGCUGGGUGACAGGCGUUCGGUGGGUUAAAAGGUUAGGUAAAAGGGCGUCAGAUUGCGAAAUGCAAAAUGGCACCGUUUGGUUGUUUUGUAACAUGCUAUUAUUUGUAAGUUUCCG